Molecule: messenger RNA, 1491 nt
Organism: Cryptosporidium muris RN66
Lineage: Eukaryota; Apicomplexa; Conoidasida; Eucoccidiorida; Cryptosporidiidae
Exons: 1
Coding region: 1-1491 (496 amino acids)
Molecular function (GO): DNA binding; 5'-3' DNA exonuclease activity; metal ion binding
Source: RefSeq, a predicted model, not a curated record
AUGGGAAUUCAGGGAUUGCUUCCAAAUAUAGAUAAAGUAAGUAGAAUAAAGAAGAUAGAUGAAUUUAAGGGAAAGAGAGUGGCUAUAGACACUUAUGGAUGGCUACAUAGAUCAGCUGCAAAUUGUGCUGAAGAUUUGGUUCUGGGUAGAUCCACUAGAAUGCAUAUCCAAUACUGUAUAGAUCGUGUUAAUUUACUGAAGAGUAAAGGAAUAAUACCUGUCUGCAUUUUUGAUGGUGCCCCCUUACCUAUGAAGAGAGUUACAGAAGAAGAAAGGCAUAUGAAGAGAUUGGAAGCAAAGAAGGAGUUAUUGCAACUAGAAAAAAGUAGAAAAUGCUCAAAUAGUUAUGAAAUACGCAAUUUAUGCCAAAGAGCAUUAGAUAUUACUCCUGAUAUAGCUCACCAAGUAAUUGAGGAACUACGGGAUCAUCACGGGAUAGAAUGUAUAGUAGCACCAUAUGAAGCAGAUGCACAAUUAUCUUAUUUAUGUCGAACUGGAUAUGUUGAUGCUGUAAUAACGGAGGAUAGUGAUAUGUUGGUAUUUGGGAGUCCUUGCACAAUAUAUAAGCAUGAUGAUAAGACGGGAAUAUGCAGAGUCAUAUACUGGGGAGAUUUACCAAGAAGUGGCAUACUACGACAAAAUAUAUUUACAUAUGAAAUGUUUGUAUUAGGUUGCACUUUAACCGGCUGUGAUUAUGUUAAAUCCCCACAAGGAGUAGGAAUUAAGACAGCUAUGAAGCUUGUGCAAGAGUAUUAUGGAGAUUUAGAAAGAAUUAUUCUGCAAUUACAAACUAUUGGAAAAAAUGUUUCAUCUGACUAUUCAAUAAAUGUGCAGAAGGCACUAAUAACAUUUUUUCACCAAACUGUAUAUGAUCCACCUUCUCAGAAGCUAGUGCCACUAUCAAAGAGUACUUUACCACAAUACAAUAACUCUAACAAUAUUAAAGUGUCUAAUAUUCCAAUAUUUAGAGAGUAUAAUCCGGAAAAACAAAUAGAAAAUAAUAAUAUGUAUGAAUUUGUUGGUCCUUUCUUAGAAGAGAAACUAGCGAGAAAUAUAUGUAUGGGAUAUAUUCAUCCAGAAACUUUGAGAGCAUAUUCUACUAAUGAGGCUGUGUCUGAAGAAGUAGUUGAUGAAAUAACAUCUUAUGCAAUAUCCACAGAAAAAAAGGAAAAUCUUGGUGGUUACAAUAAUGUAAAGGGACAUGAAGGUGUUUUGGAACAACUCAGCAAUAAAAUUCAGCAAAAUGAACAGCUUUACUAUUCAGAAGAAUUGUUGGAGAUUUCAGCAAAAGAAGUUAAUAGUGAAGCUAAUACAGAAAAUAAAAGUAAUUGUAAUUUAAAAUGGUAUGAUAAAGCAAAUAUGGGAAGAAAAGUAAAGAGGAGAGCAAUUUGGUUAAACGCAAUGGCCAGAAAGGAUUUGCCAAAAUAUGACACAAUCAGUCCAAAUGAUCAGUUAAUCAUACAAUCACUAGAUAAUUAUUCAUUUCAUUGA